Prunus armeniaca (apricot) is the source of this 276-nucleotide messenger RNA. The record is from the annotation of a GenBank genome assembly. Lineage: Eukaryota; Viridiplantae; Streptophyta; Magnoliopsida; Rosales; Rosaceae.
AUGGCUCUUAUUGUUGGGGUCGACACAAAUUUGACCAUUAUCAAGCUAUCCCCAAACUUUCCAGGCCGAAUAUCAAAUUUUCACAUUUUGUAUGCAGCCGGGCCGAAUAUCAAAGUAGCACGGAAAUUUUGCCCUCACAGAAAAUUGGUGGAGUACAAGCGCAAGUCACUUUCCAGCCCACAUGAUUGUGCAGAUCAUUGCCCAAUUGAUGUCAUAGUUGAGGGCCACCAAUUCAAGGACGAGUGUGUGGCUUCUGGUACUUGUUCUUACUUUUAA